AUGCCGGCCCAGCCGGCCACGAAUAGCAUUUUCCGCCACUCAAUAGGAAUACCUCGGUCAGUGAACACCUCACACAGUGGGAAUGUCGAUAUCGCAAUUGGCCUGCAAGAACCUGUAGUUUUCUUGCCGGCGAACCGAGGCGGGAACCUUUUUGGUCGUAGAAGACCCGCUAACCGCGGUGGAAGCGCCUCCCAUCGUGCGAGCCCGCCUCCCCAGCAGCCUGUUUCGGGGGAUUCCUCGGGCGGGCACUUAAGAUCCCCCCCUAGCGACGAGGACCUACCCACCUUCGAGGAGUCUACAUCAGCCAGUUCGUCCUCUGGGGCCGUUCUUAGAGGCUCUGUUGUUCUCAAAUUGUCAAAACCAACCCGUAUAAAACAGCUGAGCCUUGUCCUCUACACGGUCUCCCGUACCGUCUGGACCCUUGUCCCCCAGCCAACCGUGCUGGUCGACGCUCCACUGCCUACAGCAGCAGAACUGGAGGAUGUGGUCUAUCUUGCCCAACAUUAUUGGGAUUUUGUACCGUCUGAGGCGGUAAAACGUAACCACCAAGAGUCGAUGGCCAAAUUCGACCAAAGCGCCUCCACAGUGAUUCAAGACCAGUAUGGUGCCAACACUGCAAUUUUGCGCAACGAACCUACAAAUGUGCGUCAAAGUAAAACCAACAGAGUCAUACAUAGCAGCAAAACGUCGCUGCAGAAUGGCUUGCCCCUGUUUGCUCCGCUCGAAGAGCCUGUGCGUAAAGUCCGCUAUCCUCCCGUGGCUAGUGACAGUGUGCUAUACCCUGCCGGUGAAUACGUAUUCCAUUUUGGGAUUAUUAUGGACUCUAGUUGCCCGGAAACAUCGAAUGUGCCCAAUGGUCAUGUGAAACACUUUUUGGCUGCCCGCGUAGUGCGAGCAGGAGCUUUCAAUCCUAACGUCACGGGCAAACUAGAAAUCGAGGUUUGCCGCGCUCCCCCCGCUGCCGCGGAAGACCCGUCUUCCUCCCACGGCGUCGUUUUGUCGAGAGUUUGGGAUGAACGCUUGGUAUACAGCGUGAGUCUUGAUCAAAGAUACGUUGUUCUCAAUGAGCCGGUAAGGCUGUCAAUUUCCUUGCUUCCGAUGCCUGGCCUGGACGUAAUGGUACAUCAGAUUCGAGUAUACGCCUUAGAAUCUGUGUCGUAUCUGUUCUCCACGGAUUAUAGUAUUCACACAAACGAUCACUCGCUGAGACUGGGGCUAGUGCAGAUAAGUGCUCCCACGCAGAACUUGAAUGAAGAUUCACCUCCUUCUGCAUCCCGAAUGGGUACUCUCCUUCACCCUACCGAACCCACUCACAUCCAAUGCGAUCUUGUUAUGGCCACAGACUCCGACAGACCCAUUCACGCCUUGCCCCAAGCUUAUGGACGUGGCCGCAACGGAGAAAAACGCUUUUUGGAGCCAGAUAUGGUCUCUCCUUAUGUCAAAAUCAAACAUCGUCUUAUUGUCGGCUUGCGGGUCUCUCGCUAUGAUGAGGGCGAUGAGAAGCGAAGUCAUUUUGAGGUUAAAAUCGACACGCCGUUUGUGCUGCUGAGUCGUCACUGUGUGCAAGAGAGUAUAAACCUACCUGGAUACGAUAGUGGCAGUACCGACGCUCAAGAAGAUACACCUCCGACAUUUGACCAGGCUCUGAACCACGAAAUUGUGGGUUCUCCGUGUAAAUUUGUUGGCGACAAAGACGGUUCAGCCGAGCAAUCGUUAUCGGCCGUAGCUGCUGCGGCUACGGCUACUGCUGCGGCUACUGCUUCAGCAACUGUUGGAUCAGAAGCUAGCAGCAACCAAAGCUCUGACUACGAUGGAACAUCUGUGGUCCAAAGAGUUAAUAGUAAUGUUUAUGAUCAGCCGGCCUGA
This is a messenger RNA of Wickerhamiella sorbophila, 1866 nucleotides long. Its product is annotated as Putative arrestin-related trafficking adapter C2D10.04. Lineage: Eukaryota; Fungi; Ascomycota; Dipodascomycetes; Dipodascales; Trichomonascaceae. Gene Ontology annotation, cellular component: cytoplasm; cytosol. Gene Ontology annotation, molecular function: ubiquitin protein ligase binding; protein-macromolecule adaptor activity. The transcript has a single exon. Gene Ontology annotation, biological process: ubiquitin-dependent endocytosis. The coding region runs from base 1 to 1866 and encodes 621 amino acids. The record is from RefSeq and is a predicted model, not a curated record.